AUGGAGCGUCUGAAGUUAGUCUUGCAGUACUUCCAGUCCAACUCAGAGUCGAUCUCCAAUGGUAUCUGUAUCAUCCUGGCCUUGGUCGGUGUCAAGAUUUACACCAGCUUUGACUUCAACUGCCCAUGCCUUCCUCAGUACAACAAACUCUACUCUCUGGGAGUGAUGAUCAUUCCACCCAUCAUUCUGUUUUUUCUGGGGGUCCUGGUCAACAAACAUGCAGGCAUCAUGACUGACGAGUGGAUGCGACCCAUCGGGAACAGAUCAAAAAAUUCUGCUGUGGUGAAGUACCUGUUCUCAGCCAUAAUCCAGAGGGCCCUGCUCGCCCCAAUGGUAUGGAUCCUGGUCACUUUGCUUGAUGGAAAGAUCUUCAUCUGUGCCUUCAGUGUGAGUGUAGACCCUACACUCUUCUCAGGUUUGCCCAACAAUACAGAACACGAUGUGAUCAAAAUCAUGGCAAAAGUCCCCUGUAAGGAGGAUGUUAUCUUCAGGAACAGCUCUUUCCGCAAAGCAGUGUCUCGUUAUGUUCGCUGCUAUUCACAAGCAGUUGGCUGGUCUAUCCUUCUCUUCCUGAUUGUACUGGGAUCGCUGGGACGCUUCAUCAAGCCUUGUUUUGAUGACAAUGCCAGCUUCCUGCAGACACGUUACUGGAGCAACUACCUCGACAUGGAGCAGAAGCUCUUUGACGAAACCUGUGUACUGCAUGCGCGUGACUUUGCCCGGAAAUGUGUGGUACAGUUCUUUGAGGACAUCAGGGAGGACAUCAGGGAGGACACCAUAAUCCUUCUUCCCCAGACACCCUUCAUCACAAGCUCCAAAGAGAAAUGGGAGAAUGGAGAAGAGGAGAGACUUCAUGGGAUCACAAAACAGGAGCAGGUGGACCAGCUUUUAAACAAGUGGUACUUCAGUAAACCUGAACUUAACGUGACAAGGAUUGCCCACAAACUUAGGACCUGUGUUGCCUGGGAGGACCAUGAAGGGACUCUGAUAUCUAGGACACAGAGUGCUGUGUAGUUGCAGGAGAGGCCUUUUAUGAUCCAAAACUCUUGUUUUAGUUUCUAUUGAUCAUUUUGUUUGACCAAGCUGAGAGGUCCCACCCAAGAAAAGCUGAUUGUUAGUCCACUGUUAUGAACUAAUAACAAAUGUGUUUAAUGGAAGUUUGAACUGUGUGAAACUUUGUACUCAAUGAACAGCAACUUUCCCUCACCCUGUACACAGAACAUUCUGGUAUGAUAAGCAAAUGCAAAGGGGAUUAGGUAGUGCUAAAUUUCUCGCCCUCACCCUCCAAGGUCUCAAAAUUCUGUUUUUUCAACAAAGACAGAAUUGAUGCUGUAGUUAAUUUGUAACUUAUUCCUAUUAAAGGGUACUAAAUGGCAUAAAACUGAACAAAACUCAGGCAAGAUGAAGUAAUGAUUUAAAUAACUCAGAUUUAUUUCAAAACAACUUUAUUACCAACAUCUGCUUUGCUAUAUCGUUUCUUUAUCAUCUUAUGGCAGUCUUCUUUAAAUAACAAUGGGAAACACCUAUGCAUUUACUUCAGAACGAAGGUCCACAGGUCAGUAUAUUGUCAUCGCUAGUGUCAGCCUCUGAAGUCUGUCUGAGCUGUUAUGUACCUCAUCAUCAAAUUAAAUUAUGGAUGUUCACUUAUUGCUUUUUGACCAUGGCUGGAUGAAUUCACCCAACCUCAGGUGAAUCACUUGUUUUGGAGUAAAUAAAAAAUAAAAAAAAACAAUGAAAGUUUUCUCCCUGGAAAUUGUGGUUGACCAAUUGCAACUCUUUGGUUUGCAAGUUUACGUUUUUGAAUUUAGUCUUUUGACUAAUCAAAACUAGGGCUAUAAUCUAAGGCACCAUCAUAAUAGAAUAGGUACCAAGUAGUUAAAUAAUAAAUACAGUGAUCAUUUUAAAUUCUUUGGAAAAUCCCAAAUUGUUACCCCCUUAUUUCAUUACUUUACAUCUUUUUCCCAAAUACCUACGUAUAAGUAUUGGUACAUUUGGUACUGAUACACCUUUAGGACAAUAGGCUUCAUUUUAAAUCCAGAGUAAUUUUGCUGCAUUUUGUAAGCUGUAAUCUAAAGCAUUACAUGCAAUAUUAGAAAUCUUUGUACAAAUAUAGUUCCCACACAAACUAAUUCGCACAUUUUACUUCUCUUUUUAUAGUUUUUUUGUUGUUGUUCAUUUGCUUUUAUUGACCUGUCAAUUGAAAAUAGGAUAAACUGUUUGAUAAAAAAGCAUUAC
Molecule: messenger RNA, 2235 nt
Organism: Platichthys flesus (European flounder)
Lineage: Eukaryota; Metazoa; Chordata; Actinopteri; Pleuronectiformes; Pleuronectidae
Gene: calhm3
Product: calcium homeostasis modulator 3
Exons: 4
Coding region: 1-1014 (337 amino acids)
Molecular function (GO): monoatomic cation channel activity
Source: RefSeq, a predicted model, not a curated record